Molecule: messenger RNA, 1162 nt
Organism: Vitrella brassicaformis
Lineage: Eukaryota; Vitrellaceae
Source: the annotation of a GenBank genome assembly
CCGAUAAUAAGAUACUUAUGCACUUGCACGUGGCACGUGUGCGUGUGCGUGUGGUCCUGGGUGCGUGUAUGUCAGUCGGUGUCUGCCUGCAGGUAGGUGAGGUGAGGUGAGCGGCGCACACAAACAAAAGCACGCACAGGUACUGCACUGCACGCGUCCACACGCACCCCGCGCACAUAGAUGGACGCACGGCAGGUGUGCACACUAUAUAUAUUCGCUUACAAAACGGACACAGAGACAAUGCCAUUAUUCAUGUCUAUCUGUGUGUGUGAGUGUGCGUGUCAUGGCACGGCACGCCAUGUCAGCAUGAUAAUCACCACCCUCUCAUCAUCCAUUAGUCCAUCCAUCCAUCUGUUCUCUCGCUGGUGCGUGCCGUGCAGGCAGCUGUGUGUGGCUAGCUAGUCCCUGGCUCAGAGAGAGAGAGAGAGAGAGUGGCGUGAAAGGAACCGAACGAUCGUACGCAUCCAUCCAUCCAUCCAUUCAUCCAUUCACACAGGCACGGAGAGAGGUGAGUGGUCAAGUCAGUGGGCACAUCAUAUCAACACAGAGACGACAGGAGAUGAGAGCAGAGGUCAGACCAGACAAGGCAAAACAAGGCAAGACAAGGAAAGGCAUGGCAAGGAAAACCAGCAGAGAGGAGAGGGUCUACGGCCGGCUGCCCCCGUCAAUCCAUCCAUCGGUGUCCAUCCAUCUGUCUGUCUAUCUAUCCGUAUCUCCACCGCCCGCCAACAGCUGCUAUCAGUUGGCGGCACUCCUCACAGGUCCUGCACACACACACACCACACACACGGAUACAUGCCGGCGCUCCUCUCCACUCCUUCGCUGUCCGUACCGGAUUGACCCAGGGUGAGUCGGACGGGAACCGGAACUCCUACACACACACACACACACACACAUGGGUGAUGCGUAAACGAGCCUCUGUGUCUUAUCUGUGUCUGUGUGUGGGUAGGCUUACAUCGACCUUGACGACUUCUCCCUGGCGCCAGGUGCCCUGGAGGGUGUGGCCCGUGGCUAGCUUCAGGAUGCCGCUGUGGAGUGGGAUGGCGGGCAGCACAUCACAUCACAUCACAAAGCGAUAGGGUAGGGAGUGGGUGGGUGCAUUCACUCACCGUCCCUCCUUGCGGCCGUUAGCCCACUCGCCCUCAUAGACGGUGCUGUCAUC